Messenger RNA from Tripterygium wilfordii, 2719 nucleotides. Its product is annotated as zinc finger CCCH domain-containing protein 66-like. The record is from RefSeq and is a predicted model, not a curated record. The transcript has 2 exons. Gene Ontology annotation, molecular function: metal ion binding; protein binding. NCBI's taxonomy places the organism in Eukaryota, Viridiplantae, Streptophyta, Magnoliopsida, Celastrales, Celastraceae. The coding region runs from base 216 to 2300 and encodes 694 amino acids.
GGCUUUCCAAGACUGACAUUUUUUUUUGAAAACCUUUAAAGAGAGAGGCCCGAAAGUCUAUUGAAAGUCUAUUUUGUUUUCAAUUUUGCUGUGCUCUAUUGUCAAUACUCUCUCUUAAAAGGCAGGGAGUUUGUAAGAAGACACCCUUGAAUGUAAUCUGAACUUCUCUGUUUCAAGAAGAAAGCUGUGUAGGGUCUGAGAAGAGAUAGCCUUCCAUGUGCAGUGGUUCGAAGAGGAAAGUAGCUCUAGCUGGUCUGGAGAUGGAGUAUGGAUCCCAAAAGCUAGAUGGGUCUUUCAAUAACUUCUCUCCUUUGCUUGAAUUGUCUGCCUCAGAUGAUCUGAUUGGGUUCAAGCGUGCUGUCGAGGAGGAGGGUCGGGAUGUCAAUGAGACUGGUUUUUGGUAUGGAAGGAGAAUUGGGUCGAAGUCAAUGGGUUUUGAGGAGAGAACACCACUCAUGAUUGCUGCCUUGUUUGGCAGCAAGGACGUGUUGAGUUAUGUGAUUGGAACUGGCUGUGUCGAUGUCAAUAAGGCUUGUGGGUCUGAUGGGGUCACCGCCCUACACUGUGCUGCUGCAGGUGGCUCAGUUUCUGCUGCCGAGGUUGUCAAGGUCUUGCUUGAUGCUUCAGCUGAUGUUAACUCUCUUGACGUCAGUGGUAAUCGACCUGGUGACUUGAUUGCUUCUGUUGUCAAUUCAGGUUUUGAUCCAAGGAAGAGGAAUUUGGAAAUCAUGCUGAAAGGCAGCAGCACCAGCAGUGAAGAGGAAGCUUUUGAUUUGUCUGAUCAAAUCUUUCAUGGGAUUGAAGGGUUGGAGCAGCAAGAGAUUACAGUUCCACGAGUUUCAAAAGAAUGGAGUGAGAAAAAAGAGUAUCCAAUUGAUCCUACUCUCCCAGACAUCAAGAAUGGGAUAUAUGGAACAGAUGACUUCCGGAUGUAUACUUUCAAGAUCAUGCCCUGCUCAAGAGCUUAUUCUCAUGACUGGACUGAGUGUCCUUUUGUUCAUCCAGGGGAAAAUGCGAGGCGGCGUGAUCCAAGGAAAUAUCAUUAUAGUUGUGUUCCAUGUCCUGAGUUUCGGAAAGGGACGUGCAGGCAAGGGGAUGCUUGUGAAUAUGCACAUGGGAUUUUUGAGUGCUGGCUGCAUCCUGCUCAGUAUCGCACCCGUCUAUGUAAGGAUGAGAUUAAUUGCAGCAGAAGGGUUUGUUUUUUUGCACACAAACCUGAAGAGCUUCGCCCCUUGUAUGCCUCGACUGGGUCAGCAGUGGCUUCAAUAAGCCUACUUGCUCUGGGUUCUCCAUCUGUUAUGAUACCUCCUACUUCAACACUGCCCAUGACCCCAUCUGGAGCUUCUUCACCUAUUGGUGGAAACAUGUGGCAGAAUCAGUCAAAUAUUACUCCCCCUACAUUGCAGCUUCCUGGUAGCAGGUUGAAAUCUGCACUUUGUGCUAGAGACAUGGAUUUAGACCUGGAAAUACAUGGACGGGAAAGAAGUCGUCGUUGGCAGCAACAGUUGAUCGAUGAGGCAUCUGGUCUCUCAUCCCCAUCCAACUGGAACAAUGCCGUGUCGAAAGCAUCAUUUUUUGUCGCCUCCUCUGGUGAUCAUGGUGGGGAAUUGAAAAGACUGGGAGUGAAACCAACUAACCUAGAAGAUUUUUAUGGAUCCCUUGAUCCUGCAAUUUUGCCUGAACUACAAGGACUCUCACUAGAUGUUGCAGCAUCCUAUUUACAGUCUCCAACAGCGGUUCAGAUGUGCCAGAGCAUGAACCAUCAGCUCCGAUCAAGCUACCCUACCAGCCUUUCCUCUUCUCCUGGUAGGGCACCCACAUCCUUGGGGAUUGAUCCAUCUGGGGCAGCAGCAGCAGUUUUCAGUUCAAGGUCAGCUGCAUUUGCAAAGAGGAGCCAAAGCUUCAUUGAUCGUAGUGCUGUUAACCGUCAUAAUGGAUUUUCUUCACCUGCUGCGUCAGCCAAUGGGAUGCCUUCUAACCUUUCGGAUUGGGGUUCACCUGUUGGCAAAUUCGACUGGGGUUUCGGGGGAGAAGAGUUUAAUAAGCUGCGGAAAUCUGCUUCAUUUGGUUUCCGAAGUGCUAGUCCUGGGGCACAGGCUGCUACAUCAAUUCCUGAAACUUUUGAUGAGCCAGAUGUGUCUUGGGUUCAGACCUUGGUGAAGGACGCCCCAUCUUCAAGAGCCGGGCAUUUGGCUUUUGAAGAUCAACAGCAGCAGUGCCAUGUUGAUGAUAGUGGAUCUGAGAUGCUCCCAGUUUGGGUGGAGCAGCUGUACAUGGAGCAGGAGCAAAUGGUGGCUUGAAACAAAUUAACCCCUUUUAAACCUUUUAGUAGUUUUUACCAUUCUUAACAUUUUUAUUAGUAUUCAUCUUAUUUAGGGGUAAAGGGUAUAUAUAUAAUCCAGCAGAUCAACAGAAGAAGCUGGCCGGAUGAAACGUUUCUGCUCAUGCCGUUCUUAGGUUAAGAAUUUUAUUUUUUUCAUAUAUAUAUAUAUAUAUAUAUUUCAUAUUACUUGGUUAUCAUUUCUUCUAUUAUCAGCUAUUUCAUUCCAAGUAGAAAGAUGUGCGAAACAAGACCCAAUACCAAUGGAAAUAGAGAGACUUCCAAGCUUCUGAAAAAUCAAAAUGCAGAUGUAAGAAGUUGUUUUGUUUUCCUUUGUUGGUGGAGUUGUACUAAAAGCUAUUACGUAAUGAAAUAAAACAUAUUUUGCUGUUUUAUGUC